AUGGCACUUUCACCAGACUCCACUCCGGAUUUGGCCGUGGCCAAUUUACCCCAGGUUAUUUUAACCCUAUCACCCCAAAAUUUGACUCCUCCACCUACUGGUUUGCUUAAUCAUCAUCAGAAUCAUGACUCACACUCAGGUCCUAACAUCCUUUCCCCAACAAGUUUCAAGUACUACAAUGAUCACUUGAACAAGUAUCAGUUCAACUUGAUUUUGACAAACACUGCAGUUUCCCUUCUUAAGGUGAUUUACCCCACGUUCUCAACUGAACCAGAGUUACGGUUCUUCAUAGUGGAGAUCUUACGCCGUUCUCGCACUUCAAUCCAGUCCUUACAGUUGGCAUGCUUUUACAUUGUCAAGUUGAUUCAAGGAGGUCGCAAGCUUCCUCUUUCCCUUUGCAAGUCUCCCAAAUUUCUUUUCUUGGGGUUAAUCAUUCUUGCUUCUAAGUUCAACCAGGACUAUAACUUUUCCUUCAAAAGCUGGUUAAAGAUUUGUGGAGUCUCGGACUCGGAUAAUGGUGGAUUUACAGUACAAACCUUAAGAACCAUUGAACGGGACUGUUUGCAAUUGUUAGACUACAACUGUUUCAUUGACCAACACUUGUACAAUAACUGGUGUAACUUUUUGGCCAUUUUGGGCUAUGAUUUGGUGGUUAAGCAACACGAUUUGUAUGCGAAUGAUCUUCAAUUCUCAGACAUGCAAUCCACGCUGUUUGGAGUUAAGUUGAACUUGUGGAAGACGUAUUUGAUCAAGAACUUACAAUUGGAUACCUUGAAGUAUACCCAAAUCAAAUUCACUGAUUAUUACAACAGCAUUCUCAAUACAAAAGUUGUUUCUGUUGGAGAAGUUAAAUCUUUAUUCAAUAAGAAACACAACAUUGAUGAUAUGGAUAGUUCAUUACAAAAGAAGGUGAAGGUAUAA
Molecule: messenger RNA, 921 nt
Organism: Lizanozyma spartinae
Lineage: Eukaryota; Fungi; Ascomycota; Pichiomycetes; Serinales; Debaryomycetaceae
Gene: PCL5
Product: Pcl5p
Exons: 1
Coding region: 1-921 (306 amino acids)
Biological process (GO): regulation of cyclin-dependent protein serine/threonine kinase activity
Cellular component (GO): cyclin-dependent protein kinase holoenzyme complex; nucleus
Molecular function (GO): cyclin-dependent protein serine/threonine kinase regulator activity; protein kinase binding
Source: RefSeq, a predicted model, not a curated record